This is a messenger RNA of Lathyrus oleraceus (garden pea), 1470 nucleotides long. RefSeq lists its product as uncharacterized. Gene Ontology annotation, biological process: proteolysis. The transcript is spliced from 3 exons. Bases 1 to 1470 code for a protein of 489 amino acids. The record is from RefSeq and is a predicted model, not a curated record. Lineage: Eukaryota; Viridiplantae; Streptophyta; Magnoliopsida; Fabales; Fabaceae. Gene Ontology annotation, molecular function: aspartic-type endopeptidase activity.
AUGUAUCCCGUUCAGUACGCUCCGCAACCGUACGUGGCUGUUGUGACGCCUGCGUUCAAUCAACGGCCUGCUCAGGCUUAUCAAGUGCCUCCAGUCUAUCAACCAGCUCCAGUUCAACAACGUGUUGCGGCUCCUCCAGCUUAUCAACAAGCACCAACAGCUCCUGUUUAUCAACAACCGAGAGCUCAAGCGCCGAGGCAGAAUGCUCAAAACCAGAAUAAGAGGCAAGGGGAGAGGGCGACCUUCAAUCCAAUCCCAAUGUCAUACACUGAGUUUUAUCCCUCCCUAUUGCGAAAGGGGUUGGUGGUUCCCAGACCUAUGGGACCCCAACCUGACCGUCUUCCUCCAUGGUACAACCCCAAUGCACACUGUCCUUUCCAUGAAGGUGCCCCCCGACAUGACUUAGAGGGUUGUUAUGCUCUGAAGCAUAGGGUCCGUGAGCUAAUUGAAAGCAAGAUCUUGUCUUUUAAGGACAUGGGACCGAAUGUGAAGAACAAUCCUCUUCCUCCCCAUGGAAAUCCUGCAGUAAACGCCAUUGAAGACGCCUCUGUUGGUGUUACGGUUGAUAAGGUGGAUGAUGUUAAGACUCCUUUGGCAGCAUUCCAUGCCCGAUUGGUGGAAGCUGGCAUGAUUAAUGUUAAUCAUGAAAAUUGUGAAGAGUGUGCCACAUACCCAAAGGGAUGUCAGGUGGUACGAGACAACAUUCAAGAUUUGAUGGAUAAAGGAGUGCUUCAAAUAUCCAGUGCUGUGAAGAACGAAGAUGUGUUGGUAAUUGAACCUUGUUUCAAUUUACCUGAACCAGUUGAAAUCCCAUAUUAUAGUGGUGGAGUGGUUCCAGUGAAUAGAAGUGCAGACGCUGAAGUGACAAAAGCUGUAAGUGAAGACGUCACCAAUAUUGCAGGAAUGAGCAGAAUGACCCGUAGUGGUCGAAUCUAUACGCCUGAAUUCAAUGUAACUCCUCAAGGGCCAAACAAGGAAUCAACAGUUGUAGCUCCCACUAAAGAACCCGAAGUGGUCCAAUCCGAAGAUGCUGUUGAAUUCUUGAAGUUAAUCAAGAGAAGUGACUACAAGGUUGUGGACCAAUUGCAUCAGACACCAUCUAAAAUCUCUAUUCUAUCUUUGUUAUUGAACUCCCAAGCCCAUAGGGAAGCUUUGUUGAAGGUGCUUGCUCAAGCUCAUGUAACACAAAGCAUAACAGUUGACCAAUUUGAUGGAGUAGUUGCAAAUAUCAUAGCUUGCAAUACUUUGAGCUUCAGUGGAGAGGAAUUACCUGAGGAUGGACAAAAUCAUAAUCGUGCCCUCCAUAUCUCGGUAAAGUGCAAAGAUGAUCCUUUGGCAAGAGUUUUGGUUGAUACUGGAUCUUCUCUGAAUGUUAUGCCAAAGAGAACACUCGCCAAGUUAUCUUAUCAAGGACCAGCUAUGAAGCCUAGGGCCUUGGGGAAGUCACCUCCACUUUACACCAAAAGAUGA